Molecule: messenger RNA, 329 nt
Organism: Metschnikowia bicuspidata var. bicuspidata NRRL YB-4993
Lineage: Eukaryota; Fungi; Ascomycota; Pichiomycetes; Serinales; Metschnikowiaceae
Exons: 1
Coding region: 47-220 (57 amino acids)
Source: RefSeq, a predicted model, not a curated record
UGGAAAACAUGACAGGCAAAAUUUUAUAUAAAUCACGUCAAGAUUUAUGAGUCAAAUCGUAAAAUUCACGUUUUUGAUCAAUUUCUAUUUCGGUUCUUGCCCAGAUGUUGAGUUUGAUUUGAUCUCGAAUCCCAAUACACGCGCUCAUGAUUCAACCCGUUUUUUCCAUUUUGCUUUUGAUCUGGAAAAGUCUAUACAAAUUAAAAGUAUGAAUAAGUAGUUUUUCCGUUGAUCUCUUUUGUAAAUUUUUGUGGAACUACGUAUGUCAAAUACGAAGUAUGAUUCAAAAUGUUUUUGCUACACCUACCUUUAUGGAUGACGGAUCUUCC